UUAGUUUACGAUCAUUACAUAAAAGCAGUUUUAGCCAUGGAUAUUCCUGACUCUUCGGGAUCGGUGGAUCCUGCGUAUAUUGAGAAAAAGCGUGAAGAACUUAAGAUAUUCUUUCAAGAUGCAAAGUUUCCCCAGGAUGUGAUCGACAAAGUGAUAGAAAAUGAGUUGAAACCUCUCAAGGAGCAUCAGAAUCGUCCUUACAUAGCUGCAUCAUGCCCAGGCGAAGUAAAAUCCGAAUACGAAGUUAUGACCGGCCAGCCUUUUACCACCAUUGAAGACUGCAAUAAGCCUUUGACCGUUGAAGAAAUAAAAGAGAAACUAAAAGGUAACCCUAUUAUAGCUGAGAAGGCUCGCCAGAUUCAAAUUGUAACUGGGUCAGACGAAACUAAAAAUGUAACAGUACCCAUAGACCAAAUAAACAUAGCAUCUUAUGCAGACAUGAGAAGCGAAAUAGACACAGCUGGUGGUGAUACAGAGAAAGUUAACAAAUUACAUUACAAAAACAUGCAUGCUCUUAUGAGUUCUGUGGCAGAGUAUCAAACUAGGCCAGCUAUAAACCUAUUCGAGAAAGAAGAAGAAGAAAGCGACGAUAACGAGAGUGAUGAAAGAGACUUGGAGGCAAUAGAAAAAGUAGUUAGUCAAUAUACUGACAAAUCUUAUGAAACUAGAUUUCAAGAGACAAAGGAUAUGCUGUUAAAAUUAGCUGAUGCGUAUGAAACUUCUGACAAAUCAUCCGAUUCUAAAGCUACAGUCAAAGCUGAAAUCCAGCCCGAUCCUGUUUUAAAGGAAUCGUCAGUACAGUUUAUAAAAGGAGAAAUAAGAAAGUCUUCGUUUGACGAAGUCAGGGAUAACUAUGCUAUCAACGAAUCUAUGAACAUUUCCUUGAAAGAUAAUCCAGUAUCUCCUGAUCUUAGUGGAAAAACUAAAAACGAACCAAAACCCAUAAAGAAGAAGGAAGAAGAAGUUAUCAACGUUGAAGAAGUGUUCCCUAAAAGUAUGGAAGCCAAGCUGAAAGAGACUGAAAAGGCUUUACGUGAUAUUAACUCUGUGCUUGAAACACCUAACAACGAUUCUACACAAACCAAUCCUAACGAACAAGAUAACGGAAAAGAUGAAUCAGCUCAAGAGCCAGCUGAAGUUCCAGCUCGUCAAAAGUUUGACGAAAGAAUGGAACAAACUUUACAAAACGCUUUGGAAGAUAUAUUCGAAGUCAGCCGCAAUGAAAAUGAAGACAACAAAGAAAUGGAAUUCAAAGAAAUGAAAAACCUUGCACGUAACAUUGUAGAAGGCGCCGAAAAUUUAAGCACCUUGAUACGAGAAGACAUAACUAAUAAAUUAAAUAGCAUGAAUGAGCUACUAAAUGAUGUGAAUGAAGCGUUAGAAAAUUCAAGGAAAUCUAACAUUGCUUAUCAGAAGCUUAAAGAAGAAACAGAUUGUAGGCGAAAAGAAAGAGCUAUAGAAAAUAGUUCCAAAAACGAAGAAACAGAUAUUAAAGAAGACAAUGAUAAUGACGAAGGAAAGGAAAGCAUAAGCAAAGUUACUGACAAUGACAUUGAUGACAUAAAUUCAGCAAUCAAAAAGUUGAACGCUGAAAUCAAAUGCCAUGAGGCUAGGAUUGAUACAUGCAAAGCCAAUUAUGAACUUAGAAACAAAGAAUGCACAGUAUUCAUUAAAGAAGUUGAUGACAUAUUGCAAAAAUCGCAUGGUAUUUUACAUCCUAUGAAAGAGACAAACGAACAAUUGAAAAGUGUUGCGGAAGAUCUUAAAGAAAUUGAUUCGAAAGAAAAUGUUGCGAAAGAGACAGUUGUAAAAGAUCAAGAAAAGAAGGGAGAUGGAAAAAAAGGACGCAAGGAAUUAUGGGAUGUCGAAUUUACCUAUAAUGACGAAAGGAAUAAAAGACUUGCAGAGUUCAAGGUGCAAGAGUUAGAACGAAAGAAGCGAAUCAAUGAUCUUCUUUACGAUAUAAAAGACAAAAUGAAGGAUAACAAAGAUGUUUUAAGAUUAGCAAAUAACUUGCUUAGAAGAGAAGAGAGUAGGAAGAAGCCUCUUCUAGACUGUGAUAAGAAAGUCACUGUUAUUGAAGUGGACGACAAAGCUCAGGGCGAUCAUGCACGAAGUGAUGAAGAGACCAAAGAACCUAGUGAAGUUACUCCAUCAGAUGGCGAGCAAAAAGGUAAUUCAGUAACAGAAUCGCCGUUAGAGAAGAAGAAGCGAGAAGAGCAGAAAGCAAAAGAAGAAGCUGAAGAGAAGGAGAGACAGAGACAGAAGGAGUACCAGCUGCAACUGGAGAAGGACUUGGAGGAGAUGAACAAAGGCCCUCGGAUGACGAAGGAGUUCAUCAAGAACCACUGCCGGCAGCAUAAGCUUUACUGCACGCCGUAUCUGAAUGAUAUACUGUACUUGCAUUUUAAGGGUUUCGCCAAAAUCGAGAAUCUGGAAGAAUACACCGGUCUCAAAUGCAUUUUCCUGGAGAACAACGGCAUACAGAGAAUCGAGGGUUUGGACACAUUGGCCCAGUUGAAAUGCCUUUACUUGCAUUACAAUGUUGUCCGUAAGAUCGAAAACCUCCACGGAUGUCCACUGCUGGAUACUUUGAAUUUGGACCACAAUUUUGUCACAAAGAUUGAGAAUUUGGAGGUCGUUCCGGCACUGCACACUCUGAGCAUCGCUCAUAACAUGCUUACUACUAUUGAUGACUUAGCCCAUUUGAAGUUGUGCAGAAAUCUCUCCGUUCUCGACCUCUCGUACAACAGGCUGGAAGACCCUCUUAUAGUAGAUGUGUUGGCUGAUAUGGUGGUCUUGAAAGUACUGGUUCUUACUGGCAACCCGGUCAUUCGCAACAUCCCAGCGUACCGCAAAACUCUCACUCUACGUCUAAAGGACCUGUUAAAUCUGGACAACCGGCCAGUGUUUCCAAGAGACCGCGCCUGUGCUGAGGCUUGGCAGCGAGGCGGAGUGGAAGAGGAAAUCGCUGAGAGACGAAGAUGGAUCGCAAAAGACCAGGAAAAGGUUAUGCAGAGUGUGCGGUACUUGAUCAAAAUGAGGGAUGAGAAUAAAGCCAAGAGAGAAGCUAGGGAAAAAGAAGAGAGAGAAAAAUUGGGCCUGCCACCAAAGGCAGAGAUUACAGAAGACGAAACAACACCAGAAGAUACAUCCAAAGUAAACCUAAAAGCUAUAGAAGGACCAUCUACUCUUCUAGAAAAGUACGGUCCUGAAGAAGUAAAGACUAAAGGAGGCAUAGCUGAGGAUAUGCUGUCAGGUUCUGAAGCGGGGGAUUCUACUAGUGAAGAUAGCACUGAUUCUGAUAGCGAUAUGGACAAUAAGGAAGAAGAGCCAUCAACAAGCAAAAUUGAGUGGUCACACUUAAAUCCUGGGAAGCGUCUCGUCCAAGAGGUCAAGGUAGAGGAUCCACCACCAAAUCCAGCGCCAAUCAAUGACUACUGGUAUGGAUACAGAGGCGAUCUGAAGCCUAAACCACAGACUGACAGCAAAUUCAUCAAUGAUUUCCAUGCUCUUGAUAAUUUGUUAUUUAAUCAACCACCACAUGUAGAAAGAAAAAGAGUUUCUCAGAUUCUUGCAGAAUCGAGAAAAGGAGGUGCAAAAGCAAAAAUUACAGAAGUCGUCGAAGAAAAAGACAACGAAUUACAAGAAGAAGCAAAACCGAAGCCUUUGAUUGAAAUAGUAGAAACACAAGAUACAAAACCAAUGAUAGAAGAAGUUGAACCCAAAUCUGAAGAAACUAGUGAAGUCAUAGUAAGCACGGGUAUUGAGAAAGACGGAGAUCUUAUAAUAGAUCACGACAAGAAGGUGAUAACCAAUCAGCUCAAAGAAAAUGAACCUGUAAAUAAAGCGGAUGAUAAACCCAUCGAUGCAACAGAAGAAACAAAGUCAAGUAAGAAAGCUUUAAAGAAGAUAUCAAUUGAAGAAAUACCUAAAACUGAAUCUGUAGAUGUCCCUGUUACGGAAAUACCACUGGAUAGUGAUAAUCAGACUAAAGAUGAAGUGAAAGAAAAGGAUAAGGGAAAUGAAGGCACGCAAGUUGACAAAGAAGAUAAACAUGAAAUUAGUAACGUUGAUACAAAAUCUGAAGAACGAAGACGUAGUGUCCAAAACAGCGACGGUGAUGGAGUGGCUCUCAUCAACUACAUGCACCGCAUGAACACCGACGAGGGAGACGACGAGGACUUGGAACCCAGUGCUGAAGACUUGGAGAUCUUCGCCGAGCUCGACCGGGAGCAGGAGGAGCGGCAGGCCAGGAUCGACAGGGGGGAGCCGGCUGUGGAUCCUAUGAAACUCUACGACAAGAAGACGAUGGAUGCAUUCUAUAAAGCGGAAGAGUGUGUGCCCGCGCAUGCAGUGAGGGAUAAGAUCAUGUACACCACGUACAAGCACGACAACGCGUUCGACAGGAUCGCUCUGAGCCAGCUCACCGCUGGGGACAGACCAGAUGAAAAGAAGGUUAAGCUCACAUACGUCCCUGGAGCGGUUUUGUACGAGUACCUUGACCAGAAACCCUGCGCCGAACUGGACUACGAGAUUGGUGAAGAGAAAGUGGAUUCAGGACCUUCAUCAGGAGAAACAGAGUCCAUACACGUACUCAGUGACACUGACACCAAUUCUGAAGAUGAAGCCCUAGAACUUAAACCAAAGCCAAGCACAUCCAAAUCUAAUAGACCAUCCACUGCAGCUGUUAGAAACACUGACAACAGCCAAGCUAAAACUGAAGAUAAAAAAUCACCCAGAGAUGAUACAGAUAGGGGAAAUCACACUUCUGCUAAAUCUGGAAGAUUCGUUCCCACUGGUAGCAGUCAGAGCACUCCUGGUAAGAGGGAGAAAGGUGAAGACUUCAAGGCAAAGAAAAGAGAUGGUGACUUCAAAAACGAUCCCGAAGGUAGAGGUCCUGAUGCAGGAAUUAAAGAAGAUAAUGAAAAUGAAAAUUUGAAUUCUGAAAAGCAAGAUGCUCCAAAGACUGAAGCUCUAUCGUCAUCUUACGAGACGAUGCUGAACGUGGACCGCGAGGAGGCGAAGCAGUCCAUCAUCAACACCAUCAACUCUUACGAGGAUGAAAGGUUUCCUUCGCAAGGUGUAGACCGCUCGGACAUGGUGUCGGAUGCUCGCAUCGAGCAGUCAGUCGCCUCUGAGAUCCUGGACAGAACCCUGCAGUACGAGGAGCGUUCCUACUUCCAGCAAUACGACGUGCUGACCAGCCAGGCCGGGAAUAUCGAUAACAAGACCAACGCCAUCAUCGAGCAGAUUUCAGACCAGUUUGAUAACGAGUAUUCUUUGCCCGAAGUAUCACGCAUCCUCGAAGUCCACAUGGACGCGGCAGAACAAAGAUGGCGGGCGGGGGAGUUCCUGCACUACAUCGCCGUCAGCCCAGCAGAGUCAGUGGCCGACCCAGACGACACAGAAGUGACUCUGGUCCCCAGUCACGAUACAUCUCUAGAGGAUACGUUGACAGACGAAAACGUCAACCGAAUGGAAGCCAUCACAGAGUGCAACGACUCAGGAAUCGGAAAUGACAAGUCUAUAGUUGGAGACGAUGAUGAUAAUAGUACUAAUACUGAUGGAAGAGCUAAUGAUUUUCCAAAUAAUGACAGCGGAGUUUCUGAUACUGAGAGAACUGACAAUAAUGGCACUCUAUCAAGCGAUGAAAGGAAUGAAAGGGAUAAUGAUUCUUCGACAAAUGUUUCAAGUUACAACAAAACCGACGAAGACAAAGACGUAGCUGAAGACAGUUCAGUAGCUGACGACUCGAAAAUCGAAGAUUACCAAUCAGUUCUCGAUGAAAGUGACAUUGGUAACGAUAAAGUGAACGAUGUAUCGACGGAAUGCGAGGAGAUGUUUGAAGAUUGUGAAGAGAUGGGCGAAUCGAACGAUGGAAAAGACGAUUUCGAUCUUAUAAGCGAGAAUUACUCUCUAGAAAUGAAGCUAGCUCUAGGGAUUCAUAAGGAUUUGUAAGAUAUUUAUAUAUACCUAGACUAUAUAGAAGUCUACUGUUGAUCUCACAAUUAAGAUUACGAUCGAAUCUCACAGAACACCGUCUUUAUCGCUAUUAUUCCUUACAAAAUAAGAUCAAUUUGAUCUUUGAU
Messenger RNA from Ostrinia furnacalis (Asian corn borer), 6092 nucleotides. It is a transcript of the gene dtr, whose product is annotated as defective transmitter release. The coding region runs from base 37 to 5961 and encodes 1974 amino acids. Gene Ontology annotation, molecular function: protein binding. The transcript is spliced from 18 exons. The record is from RefSeq and is a predicted model, not a curated record. Lineage: Eukaryota; Metazoa; Arthropoda; Insecta; Lepidoptera; Crambidae.